CGUGCGUUCAGACUGAUUUGUUUUCAUGUAGCGUGAUAAAUGCACUGCGCAAAUCAAAACAUAUACAGGAAAGCUGCGAUUUUUUCAACAAGAUGCCAGUCCUGCGAUUUUAUCGUACUCCCUGCCAGAGCGGCGAUGAUGUCAGUGCAACCAAGAAAGUGUCCUCUCUACUGCCAGCGGUCUCACUGGACUCUGUGAAGACCGAGUUUUGUCUGUAUGUGGAAGUUGUAGAUGAAAAGGUUUUGACCAAGGCAGACAGAGCAAAGUUAGAAUGGAUACUGUCUACCCCAUUUGAGCAAGAUAAGCUGGCCUCCUUGAGCUAUCUGCCAGAUAUCCAUGACACAGAGGGAGAAUUUCUUAUUGAGAUAGGACCAAGGUUGAAUUUCUCUACAGCUUUCUCUACCAAUGCUGUAUCAAUGUGCCACUCGGUGGGACUGACAGACAUCACACGUAUAGAAUACUCAACAAGAUAUUACAUCAAAAUUGACACAUCUAAAGCUGGUGGUGACACCCCCCUAAAAACAGCAGAUGUGGAAAGUACCCUGGUGGAAGGACUUCAUGACCCUAUGACACAGUGUCGGUAUUUAUCACCAAUCAGCUGUUUUGAUUUGCAGGUUAAGCCAGAGACAGUAUAUGAAGUGGAUGUCAUUGGAGAAGGCCGAGCAGCAUUAGAAAAAGUUAAUUCAGAUUUAGGUCUUGCCUUUGAUGCCUGGGACCUGGACUAUUAUACUAAAUUGUUCAAAGAAGAAGUAAAACGUAACCCCACCAAUGUAGAAUGCUUUGACUUGGCUCAAUCAAACAGUGAGCACUGCCGUCACUGGUUCUUCAAGGGCAGAAUUGUGGUUGAUGGCCAGGAAUGUCCUGACUCUCUGUUCUCCAUGAUUAUGAAGACACAAGAUCAGUCCAACCCUAACAAUGUCAUCAAGUUUAAUGACAACAGCAGUGCCAUCAAGGGGUUCCCAGUGCACCUUGUGUACCCUGAAGAAACCAGUGUACCCAGCAGAUUUGUAGCCAAAGAUGAUAUAACCAGACACAUCUUACUCACUGCAGAGACACACAACUUCCCCACAGGUAAACUUACAGGCAGAAAGACAGACAUGAAUGAGACAUGA
This is a messenger RNA of Lingula anatina, 1112 nucleotides long. Its product is annotated as phosphoribosylformylglycinamidine synthase-like. Gene Ontology annotation, molecular function: phosphoribosylformylglycinamidine synthase activity. Gene Ontology annotation, biological process: 'de novo' IMP biosynthetic process. Gene Ontology annotation, cellular component: cytoplasm. NCBI's taxonomy places the organism in Eukaryota, Metazoa, Brachiopoda, Lingulata, Lingulida, Lingulidae. The record is from RefSeq and is a predicted model, not a curated record.